CGUUGUGGUCGGAGCAGAAUUUGUUGUAUCUACCUGUGUGCGGACGGGACUCACCUGAAAGUGACGCGCGGCUCCGUUCUGGUCUCAGAGUCCGCUCGGGUUUCACUUCUUGUGCGACACAGGUGAAAAAGGAGCCUGUCGGCGUACUUUGGGGUAAAUAAUUAUCCCGACUGCUCCCGCCGCAGUUUACAGAGGAGCUGACAUGAGGAGCUGAGCCAAGCGGGAGCGGAGUGCGCCUACCGCCCGCCUCAGUCCCGAGACGAAAAAGCAGGCCUACAGGUGUUUCUGUGUUUUCCCCGUCUGACCUGGAGCCACGGCGCCGUGAUCAUGCUGGGAGCGGAGAGCAGACAAGAGAGCCGGCUCAAGAAGCUGGAGUCCCUGGUGAGGAACCCGCAGUCGGCGCUGAACUUGGAAACCCUGCUGGAUUCCAUGAAUGCCUUGGCUCAUGACUUGAACUUUCCUGCCCUCCGGAAAAACAAAAACAUAGAGGCCUUUCUGAAUCGAUAUGAAAAGACGGUGAGUCAGCUGCGGGAGCUGCAGGUGAAGCUUGAGGACUUUGAGAAGGUGAAGCUGAUCGGGAGGGGAGCCUACGGAGAGGUGCAGCUGGUCCGCCACAAGGCCUCGCAGAAGGUUUACGCCAUGAAGCAGCUCAACAAGUUUGAGAUGAUCAAGCGGUCAGACUCGGCCUUCUUCUGGGAGGAGAGGCACAUCAUGGCCUUCUCCAGCAGUCCCUGGGUGGUGCAGCUGUGCUGCGCUUUCCAGGACGAGCGCCACCUCUACAUGGUGAUGGAGUUCAUGCCCGGGGGCGACCUGGUCACGCUCACCAUGAACUACGACAUACCUGAGAAGUGGGCUCGCUUCUACACAGCCGAAGUGGUGCUGGCGCUCAACGCCAUCCACACCAUGGGCUUCAUCCACCGUGACGUGAAGCCCGACAACAUGCUGCUGGACCAGCACGGACACCUCAAACUGGCGGAUUUCGGCACGUGCAUGAAGAUGGACUCGACAGGCAUGGUGCACUGUGACACAGCUGUAGGCACACCGGACUACAUCUCCCCCGAGGUGCUCCAGUCUCAGGGUGGCAAUGGUUUCUACGGCCGGGAGUGCGACUGGUGGUCUGUAGGAGUCUUUAUCUACGAGCUGCUGGUCGGUGAAACUCCCUUCUAUGCCGAGUCCCUGGUUGGAACUUAUGGGAAGAUCAUGAACCACAAGAACUCCCUCAUCUUCCCAGACGAUGUAGAGAUGUCUCAGGAUGCCAAAGACCUCAUCUGUGCCUUUCUAACUGACAGGACGGUUCGUCUGGGCCGCACCGGCGUGGAUGAGAUCAAGUGCCACCCGUUCUUCAAGAACAACCAGUGGACCUUUGACAACAUCCGAGAGACUGUGGCACCAGUUGUUCCAGAGCUGAAAGGUGACAUAGACACCAGCAACUUUGAUGACAUAGAGGAUGAGAAAAGAGAUGCUGAGACCUUUCCUCCACCCAGAGCCUUUGUGGGCAACCAGCUACCAUUUGUCGGCUUCACUUACUUCAAGGAGGACCAGCUGCUGAAGGUAAAUAACAACCGCUCUGUGGAGGAUUCAGAGGACAGUAAAAACUCUGACGAUAAGGAGCACUGCUCAGAUAAUAAUAAGGAGCUGCAGAAGAAGCUCCAUCAGCUGGAGGAGCGCUACGACCAUGAGAUGCAGGCCAGAGAUGAGCUGGAGCAUAAGUGCAAAAAUGCCACCAACCGUUUAGACAAGCUGGUCAAGGAGUUAGACAAGGAGAUGAGCAGCCGGCAGAAAGUUGAGGCCUCGCUCAGGCAGCUGGAGAGAGAGCGAGCUCUGCUGCAGCACCAGAGCGCCGAGAACCUGCGCAAGGUGGAGAUUGAAAGUGACCGAAAACGCAGCCUGGAGAACGAACUGAACAGCCUUAGGGACCAGCUAGAAGAUCUUAGAAAGAGGAACCAGAAUUCCCAGAUCUCCAGUGAGAAGAACAUCCAGCUGCAGAGACAACUGGAGGAGGCCAACGCCGCGCUGCAGGCGGAGCAGGAGGCGGCAGCGCGGCUGAAGAAGAGUCAGGCGGAGGUGCAGAAACAGGCGCAGAGCCUGGAGGAAAGCCUCAGGGAGAUGCAGGAAAAGUGCAGCCAGCUGGAAAACAGCAAGUUGGAGCUGGAGAAGCAGCUGACGGGGCUGCAGGCCGAGCUGGAGGAGGAGAGGAGAGAUCGCAACCUCGGGACCGAAACUAUUACUGACCUGCAGGGACGUAUCUCUGGCCUGGAGGAGGAAGUGAAAGAGGUGAAGUCUUCCCUCUCCAAGGUCCAGGCUGAAAAGAAGCAGCUGCAGGAGAAGCUCAAUGACCUCGAGAAGGAGAAGAGCAACCAAGAGAUCGACUUGACGUUCAGUCUGAGGUCGCUGCAGCAGAGUCUGGAGCAGGAGGAGGCAGAACACAAGGCCACCAAAGCCAAGCUCGCAGAUAAAAACAAGAUCUACCAGUCCAUCGAGGAGGCCAAGUCUGGGGCCUUAAAAGAGAUGGAGUGCACCCUGCAGGACGAGCGCAGCUCGAAGCUGCAGGUGGAGGGGAAGCUGCUGCAACUAGAGAAGGACCACUCCAUGCUGGACUGUGACUACAAGCAGGCGCAGCACAAACUGAACGAGCUGCAGGCACAAAAGGAGAAACUCUCACAAGAGGUCAAGAACCUGAACUUGCGCCUGGAGCAGGAGAUCCACAAGCGGACUCUGAGCCAGAGUGACCUGAAGAUGCAGAACCAGCAGGUGUCGGUGCUCCGCUCGUCAGAGAAACAGCUCAAACAGGAGCUGAACCACCUGCUGGACAUGAAGCAAGUCCUGGAGAAACAGAACCAGGAGUUGCGCAGGGAGAAGCAGGAGGCGGGUGGCCAGCUGAAGGAACUGAAGGACCAACUGGAGGCAGAGCAGUAUUUCACGACCCUUUACAAGACGCAGAUCCGUGAGCUGAAGGAAGAGUGUGAUGAAAAGAAUAAGCUGUGCCAAGAGGCGCGGCAGCGACUGGCGGAAUAUGAGGAGGAGAGGGACUCCCUGACAGCCCAGCUGGAAGCGAGUUUGACCAAGGCGGACUCUGAGCAGCUGGCCCGCUCCAUCGCUGAGGAGCAGUACUCCGACCUAGAGAAGGAGAAGAUCAUGAAGGAGCUGGAGAUAAAAGACAUGAUGGCGAGACACAAACAGGAGCUCGUCGACAAGGAGGCCACCAUCAGCUCGCUGGAAGAGUCCAAUCGCACUCUGACGGUGGACGUGGCCAACCUGGCCAGUGAGAAAGAGGAGCUCAACAACCAGCUGAAAGAAAUGCAGCAACAGCUCCAGAAAGCCAAGGAGGAGGAGAAGCAGAUGAACUCAGUCAAAGUGUCCUUUGAAAGGCAGCUGCAGAAUGAAAGGACACUAAAAAUUCAGGCUGUCAACAAGCUGGCCGAGGUGAUGAACCGGAGGACGACGGCGCGAGGAGGCCACAGAGGCACCGACACCGAGGUGCACAGGAAGGAGAAGGAGAACAGGAAGCUGCAGCUGGAGCUGAGAACAGAGAAGGAGAAACUCAACAGCACCAUCAUCAAAUACCAGAGGGAGAUGAUGGAGAUGCAGGCGCUGAUAGCAGAGGAGAACCAGGUGCGCCUGGAGCUCCAGAUGGCGUUGGACAGUAAAGACAGCGACAUCGAGCAGCUGCGUUGCCAGCUCACCUCCCUCAGCGUUCACUCUCUGGACUCCACCAGCAUCAGCAGCGGCAACGACCUGGACGGGGGCGACGGAUACCCAGACUCCAGGCUGGAGGGCUGGAUCUCACUUCCUACCAAGAACACAAAGCGGUUUGGCUGGGACAAAAAGUAUAUAGUUGUGAGCAGUAAGAAGAUCCUGUUCUACAACAGCGAGGUGGAUCGAGAGCAGGCGAACCCUUUCAUGACCCUGGACAUCGAUAAGCUGUUUCAUGUCCGGCCUGUCACUCAUACUGAUGUGUACCGUGCAGAUCCCAAAGAAAUUCCAAGGAUAUUCCAGAUCCUGUACGCCAAUGAAGGCGAGAUUAAACGUGAACAGGAGGUUGUAGUGGAGCCCACGCCAUACGGGGAUCGUCCCUCUUACAUCAGUCACAAGGGCCACGAGUUCAUCCUCACUCUCUACCACUUCCCCUCCAGCUGCGAGGCCUGCACUCGGCCCCUGUGGCACGUUUUCAAACCCCCGCCGGCCCUCGAGUGCCGCCGCUGCCACACCAAGUGCCACAAAGACCACCUGGACAGAAAGGAGGAAGUCAUUGUGCCCUGCAGGGUGAACUACGACAUAUCCACUGCCAAAGAGCUGCUUCUGCUGACCAACUCUCAGGAGGAGCAGCAGCGCUGGGUCAGCCACCUCCUCAAACGCAUCCCGAGGAAACACCCGACAAUGAGUCCUCCCUCCGCAGCACAAAGCACCCCUCCUGAAGCGACGUCACGUUCCUCUCCACGAGUCUCUCCGCGACCUUCACCCAGGGGUUCGCCUCAUAUGUCGCCCCAUCGCGGUGCCAUCAAGAUCCAGCCCAGCAGACAGCAGCAGCCAUCGGGCAAGCCCAGUUAACCCUGGCUGAUGAAAGAUGUGUAUUUUCAUCUUUGUGGAUUAAUGGCCGCAGUCUGGACGCAGUGCCUACAUGUGUUAUUUUUUUCCUGGGAAGUAGACUGAAAAAAAAAAAGCUAAUCAAGGACAGCAACAAUCACAGAAACUGGCUGUCGUCG
Messenger RNA from Chelmon rostratus (copperband butterflyfish), 4703 nucleotides. RefSeq names its product rho-associated protein kinase 2-like. The record is from RefSeq and is a predicted model, not a curated record. Gene Ontology annotation, biological process: positive regulation of centrosome duplication; peptidyl-threonine phosphorylation; regulation of actin cytoskeleton organization. Gene Ontology annotation, cellular component: cytoskeleton; cytoplasm; centrosome. Gene Ontology annotation, molecular function: Rho-dependent protein serine/threonine kinase activity; ATP binding; small GTPase binding. Lineage: Eukaryota; Metazoa; Chordata; Actinopteri; Chaetodontiformes; Chaetodontidae. The transcript has 32 exons. The coding region runs from base 328 to 4548 and encodes 1406 amino acids.